Molecule: messenger RNA, 2107 nt
Organism: Cylicocyclus nassatus
Lineage: Eukaryota; Metazoa; Nematoda; Chromadorea; Rhabditida; Strongylidae
Source: the annotation of a GenBank genome assembly
CUUUUAGAAAAUGUGGGAAUGGUUAGCCUCGCAAUUAGAUAUGAUGGAUAUCAUUAUCCUAGCAUCACUAAUGAUUGGAGGCCUAUAUUUUGUACUAAAAUAUCGUCUAGGAUCGGGUCCAUCAAGGUAUUCUCCCAAUAUAACACCAAUAACUCCCAUAACCAAGCCGAAGGAUAUGUCUUUCAUUGCUCGUAUGAAAAAUGAAAAUAGACAAGUAUUGAUUAUGUAUGGCUCACAAACGGGUACAGCUGAAGAGCUUUCUGGUCGUUUAGCAAAAGAUUUCACACGAUAUGCGAAGAAGGCUUUGGUCAUCGAUCCUGAAGAAAUUGAUGUUGAUGACAUGGCACGACUUCCCGAAAUUGAAAAUUGUUUGGUAGUAUUCUGUAUGGCCACAUAUGGUGAAGGUGACCCAACAGAUAACGCCCAACAACUUUAUGAAUACAUCACUACGACAGACAUCGACUUCAAAGGAGUCAAGUAUGCAGUCUUUGGGCUGGGUAAUAAGACCUAUGAGCAUUUUAAUGCUGUCGGCAUACUUUUCGAUAAGCGUAUGGAAGAGCUGGGAGCAGAAAGAGCAUUUGUACUCGGUCAAGGAGACGAUGAUGCGAAUCUUGAAGAAGAUUUCCUGAGAUGGCGCGAGGCUUUCUUACCCACUGUCGCGCAACAGUUCGGCUGGGAACUUAACAACGAUGCUGAAACACUCCGACAAUAUCGACUAGAGCUAGUAGAUGAAAAUGCCAACGUCACUCUGUUCAAGGGAGAGUAUGCUCGACUUGGCGCAUUUGAACGACUUCGACCACCGUUUGAUCAGAAGAAUCCAUUCCCAGCUACUAUAGUCGAAAAUCGCGAAUUACACACAGAGAAAAGCGAACGCAGUUGUCGACACAUCGAAUUCGCUGUUGAAGGUUCGCGUAUUCGCUACGAGUCUGGCGAUCACCUCGCAGUUUUUCCCACCAAUGACCCAGAGCUUGUAGAAGCUAUGAUCUCACUAUUAGACUUUAAUCCUGAGCAAGCGUUCCGAUUAAUCAAUAUCGAUGAAGAAUCUUCAAAAAGAAAUCCUUUCCCUUGCCCUUGCACCUAUCGUACGGCCCUUACACACUACGUUGACAUAUGUGCACCAAUGAAGAGUCACGUACUAAAGGCUAUCAGUGAAUAUUGUACAGAUGAAGGAGAGAAACUGCAUCUUUCAUUGUUGUCUACAGCUAAUGAGGAGGGAUUGAAAGAAUACUCGCAAUACAUCGUGAAAGAACGUAGAUCGAUUAUUGACGUACUUCGAGAACAUCCAACUUGCAAACCGCCAAUUGAGUACCUGUUGGAAUUAUUGCCACGUCUACAGGCGCGUUACUACAGUAUCGCUUCAUCACCCAAGCACAAAGAAAAUCGAAUUGCCAUCUGUUGCAUCAUUACUAGGUAUACUGUAGGCGACAGACUAAUCAAAGGAGUCUGUACGAACUAUUUAUUGGGAAAGAAUGUGAACGACCACACGCCCGUGUUUGUGCGCAAAUCUCAAAUGCGCUUACCUCAUCGAACCACUACUCCAGUCAUAAUGAUCGGUCCUGGAACUGGUUUUGCACCGUUCAGAGCAUUCAUCCAAGAGCGAAAAUUCCAAAAAGAUCAAGGCAAAGAGACCGGACCAAUGAUGCUCUACUACGGAUGUCGUCAUCCAGAAGAAGAUUUUAUAUACAAGGAUGAGAUAGAACAAAUGGUGUCCGAAGGAGUGAUCACGGAUCUGGUCUGCGCAUUUUCACGAACACAAGACCAUAAAGUUUAUGUACAGCACAAACUCUGGGAAAAUCGUGAAAAAGUAUGGGCGGCUAUCGAAGCUGGUGCACAUAUCUACGUAUGCGGUGAUGCACGAAACAUGGCUCGCGAUGUACAAUAUACUGUGCAACGUAUAUUCCGUGAAGUAGGCGGUAAAACCGAAGAAGAAGCAACGAAGCUAUUCAAAGAUCUGGAACGACAACGACGGUAUCAAGCUGAUGUUUGGUCAUAGUACCAAUACUCGUCAUAAGAACCUUUUUCUCGGAAAAGGAAAAUCUUGUUUGACAUAGUCUUUGAGAAGAAGGUGUAUGUCUAUCUAGCAGUAAGACUCCAAAGAAUUAUAGUU